UGACAAGUUUUCGGUACCUACUAAAUGACUUAGUCAAUAAUGCAGUAAUAAAUAAAUAUUUCUCUUCCUAAACAUUCCAUCGCAAUAAAACAAUAUAAAUCUGAAAAUGGAGGAUAUGGCGCGUUUAGCCCUAGUCGAACAAAAUGUUAAAGACACUAAUAAGUUCAACGAAAUACUUCAAGAACUCUUGCAACUUAUCAACUAUAUUUUAGAUAAUCCACACGAAAAUGAAAUAAGAACAAUUAAAAGUGAUACGCUUAAAAAAUUGCUAAAUUGUGAAGCUUUCAGUGAUUAUCUUAAGUACAUUGGAUUUCAAACAGGGCAAAAUGAAUUCACAUUUCCUAAAGAACAGACUUUAAAUAAGCUGAGAGUUGCUCAAGCGGCAUUAGAAAGAAAAAUAAGCUUCUGCUAUGGACCCUUUAAGAAUAGUAGAGCAUCUGGUCUUCCAAGUUACUUGCAACACAGAAAGAAAGUUCAGUUAACACCAGCCGAUGUAUUGGAAACCGACAAUCAGUUACUAUUAAAGAUACAAACCCUCUUUAACGAUAUGAUAAAAUACGAAGAUGAGGAACUGCAACAGACGGCAAGGGAACAUAUUCCAUUAGUAACAUUGCAAUUAAUGGCACUAGAUAGAAUGAGAGAACAACAAAGGAAAAUCAAAACAGGUGAACUAAAAGGCCACGAUAUGUCAUUCGACAUCGCUCUUCUGAUGGAGCUGUUGGGUUGGUUCAAGCACAAGUUCUUCACCUGGGUAGAUCAACCCCCCUGUGACAGCUGCGGGGGGUCCACGCGGUUCGUGAAGACAACAACGAUGAAAACUGAAACGGAAACGUGCAGAGUUGAGUUGUACAAGUGCGUGUCGUGCGGCGCGGGCGCGCAGUUCCCGCGCUACAACGAGCCGCGCACGCUGCUGCGCACGCGCCGCGGCCGCUGCGGGGAGUGGGCCAACUGCUUCACGCUGCUGUGUCGCGCGCUCGGGUACGACACGCGAUACGUGUACGACACCACCGACCACGUCUGGUGCGAGGUUUUCGACUACGAAUCAAACGGUUGGCUUCACGUGGACCCGUGUGAGGGUACUCUAAACUCCCCGCUCAUGUACUCCCACGGCUGGGGCAAAAAGUUGACAUACGUCAUCGCGCUCUCCAGAGACGACCUGCAGGACGUCACCUGGCGGUACACCAACGAUCACAAGGAGGUGCUGCGGCGGCGCGCGGCGGCGGGCGCGCCGGGCGAGGCGGCGCUGGUGGCGGCCGUGCUGGCGCUGCGGGCGCGCCGGCACGCGCAGCUGACCGCGCCGCGCCGCGCCUACCUCGCCGCGCGCACGCUGCGGGAGCUGGUCGACCUCAUGCGGGAGAGAAAACCCACAGACUACGAAUCGCACGGUCGCAUAUCCGGAUCUAAGGAAUGGAGAACGGCCCGUGGUGAAAGCGGAGCCGUAUCCGGUCACGUUUUCGAGUUCGAGGUACCGGGUGAACACACUAUCCAGUACAGCACCGGUCCGGACAGAUACCGGAUAAGCAGCAACGGUACGGAAUCGGAGCCGCUUAAAACCUGGACGGCUGGAGUGUUUCAGUGCGAGAACGUGUUCAGAAAAGUGGAAAAAGACUGGAAACAGGCGUACUUGGCGAGGGAAGAAGGCGAAGAGACUGGCUCUGUGUCAUGGAAGAUUGCCACUGAAGGAGAAAACUUGGAGUUCGAUUCAUUAGCCAUUAAGUUGACCACUGCUGUUUAUGAGGAUGGAAAAAUUGAUUGGACGAUACAAUUCGACAACGACACGCCCAUAGCCGCAGAGCUAGGUGAGAGCACGGUCCGCUUCCCGCGUCGCUUCCGGCGCGCCACGCUGCGCGCGCGCCUGCGCGGCGGGCGCGGGGACGUGGCGUGGCAACACGCGCAGCUGUUCCGCCAGCCGCUGGACAGCGCUGCCGACAGCCUCGACAUACGGGCGCGCCUCGUCGCCAAGUAGUCGCGCUACACUAGUGCACAUCCAAAUAUCCUUUUUUUAUUUUUGCUUUUUGCUCACUUUGUUUAUAACACUCUUGUAAGCUCAUUAUAGAUAAAUUAUUUAUGUUUCCCACUAAAUGUUUCUAUCGCCGCCAUCUUUAUUUGAUGUUUAUACAAUUACACAUUGAAACUUUAUAAUAAUAAUAAUUAUUAUUUGAUGAAUUGCUCUUUUAAAUUAUUAAGAAUUACAUUUAUAAAAUAUGUCAUACGGUAUCCUUUUUUUUUAAACUAUUUUUUUUUUGUUAUUUCAUUCUUAUAGUUUAAUAUACAUACAUAAUAUUUAUAAUGUUCUCUAAUAUUUAUAAUCCUUUCGUUUCAUUUUCUUCCAUCUUCUCUUUUUGGUGAAAUUAAAUAUGUUUUGUUGAACUAUAUUCAAUAUUUUAAACCCAUAUUUAUUUUAUAUUUUUUAUUCCGACUCUAGUUUAUAAGGCACUGUGGAAAUUCCUGAUAUAUCUCCAGUUAUAUCGGACAUUUAUAUUUAAUGAAAAUUAUUCUGUUAAUAUAUAAAAUGAAGGUUAUGUAAAAAUUAUGUAAUGUUUCUCAACUGAGAUGCACAGUAAUGAAGUGAUAUAUAAGUGAUAUUAUUCGAUUGCAAUAAAGCUUGGUUGACGUUUA
This is a messenger RNA of Nymphalis io (European peacock), 2619 nucleotides long. RefSeq names its product peptide-N(4)-(N-acetyl-beta-glucosaminyl)asparagine amidase (gene Pngl). NCBI's taxonomy places the organism in Eukaryota, Metazoa, Arthropoda, Insecta, Lepidoptera, Nymphalidae. Gene Ontology annotation, biological process: glycoprotein catabolic process; protein quality control for misfolded or incompletely synthesized proteins; protein deglycosylation. The coding region runs from base 107 to 1966 and encodes 619 amino acids. The transcript has 10 exons. The record is from RefSeq and is a predicted model, not a curated record. Gene Ontology annotation, molecular function: peptide-N4-(N-acetyl-beta-glucosaminyl)asparagine amidase activity. Gene Ontology annotation, cellular component: nucleus; cytoplasm; cytosol.